AUGAAACGUUUACGGAUGGAGAUCACAUCCAAAUACACUUUGACGUUCGGUGGAAUGUUCGGACGACCGUAUGUCAUAGAAGACUACUCAGCAACAAGAGGGGUGGAAAAGCACCUGCCACAAAAUGGGUGCGACGAGGGUUGGAUGCAUCAUCCUGUCUUGGAAAUUCAAGCUCAAGGUUUGCCAGGACACAAUGAAACGAUUCAAGCGGAGUUCAAACCUUCGUCCACCCUUUACAGCCCGUCACCCGUUAAAGUAUGUGUGGCUCCCCCCCUAGACAUCCAACAAGUUUUCAAUGACACAUCGACGUUUAUUCAUCAUCCCAUCAUCCACCCAUCUUUCACGUCACGCGCUUGCAUGGUGUACCCCUUAGCACUUGAUGGGUCGCAAGUUCCAAUCCUUCGGGCCCUUGCGAGCUCCUGUAUAGUCCACGAUAACCUUGCCAGGGCCGCGCCAUGCUACCAAUCCCAAUUUCGGAUUCGCGAACUGGGAAGUAGCGUCGCUGGAGAUGAGUGCUCGCGUCGUGUGGUCAUUGCAGAUCACACCGCAAAGUCCUCAGAAAGGCCAAUGGAAGACAGUAUGGUCCAUACGAACAAGCUCUGGGCCCGACAGCGACCCGACAGCAUUGUGCCAUCAUACGAGUUGUGCAGCAUACAAUUCAAUAUGUUCGGGGUCUCGGCCGCUCUUCCCUCCACCCCAAGGGUCUCAGGGUAUCAGCUUCGUGAUCAAGAGCACCAGAGCGCGUCAGCCGAUUACCUGAGAGUGCUUACACGUUACGUUCCGAACCCUCCACACGGUCUCUUCCCCACUGGGGUGUGUACUAACGACACAACAUCAGAAUCAGACCCAAGGGCUCGGACUCGUGUCGGAAUUAGAAUCAAUUGGGACCCUGCCACGCGUCCGACUGAAAAAUUACGGAGAGCACCCAUGUACCAUAUCUCUCUUGUGGCGUUUGUUGGCGUAUUAAAAUAUUCGCAGAGUUCUAUGUAUCGCCAAUCCGAUGAUCCCAUGGCAUGCCACACUGCCACGCGCUCGAUCCAGAUGCCGCAUCGAGAAGAGGUAGGGUCAUAUCUGGAGGCGCUUGUGCCUAAUGGUGUGGACGCGACUUGAGAUGCCCCCUCCCCCCCCCGCCAGGGCAUGCACUAGAAAUGAGGACAACCUUCAUCCAGAGUAUUCUUUGGUGGAGAUGUACGUACG
Molecule: messenger RNA, 1197 nt
Organism: Pisolithus orientalis
Lineage: Eukaryota; Fungi; Basidiomycota; Agaricomycetes; Boletales; Pisolithaceae
Exons: 8
Coding region: 1-1110 (369 amino acids)
Source: RefSeq, a predicted model, not a curated record